UCGUGGCCAGGUGGUACGUGGUCGCGGAGAGAUGAUGCGUGGCGGAUAUUUCCACGGACGUGGUGGACGUGGUGGAUAUUGUGAACACUCGUCCACACCGUCCAUGACAAUUUAUACGAACGCUCUAGACGCGUUAGGGCGCACCCUAACAUCUAUCGUAUCAGUCGUACGAUUGGCCACACAAGACUCAAGUCCACAACCCGCGUCAGGAUCAUCGUGGUAUUAUAAUCCCAAUUAUAUUCGUGGACGGGCACGUGGAUGGGCACGUGGACGGCCAUCAAUUAUGUGCCAUAACUGCAGGGAAUUUGGCCAUACGCGGCAGUACUGUCCUAACAAUUGUAAGUACCUAGGCAAAUAACUUAAAAUUAUUAUUUAUUUUACAUUAUGUAAGCUUCAAUGAACCCUUCGUAAUCCGCAAUAAUAAAAUAAUAGUUUAUGCUAUCUACGCAUGAUGCACCCAGGGUUGUUAUGUUUAAAACAUAAAAAAAAACAUAUUGAUUGUGUUUUAAAGUUUAA
This is a messenger RNA of Acyrthosiphon pisum (pea aphid), 516 nucleotides long. RefSeq lists its product as uncharacterized. Gene Ontology annotation, molecular function: zinc ion binding; nucleic acid binding. The coding region runs from base 32 to 358 and encodes 108 amino acids. The record is from RefSeq and is a predicted model, not a curated record. Lineage: Eukaryota; Metazoa; Arthropoda; Insecta; Hemiptera; Aphididae. The transcript is spliced from 2 exons.